Messenger RNA from Aspergillus mulundensis, 984 nucleotides. RefSeq names its product DSC3 family protein. Gene Ontology annotation, biological process: protein processing. Gene Ontology annotation, cellular component: Dsc E3 ubiquitin ligase complex; endoplasmic reticulum. The record is from RefSeq and is a predicted model, not a curated record. The coding region runs from base 1 to 984 and encodes 327 amino acids. Gene Ontology annotation, molecular function: protein binding. The transcript has a single exon. Lineage: Eukaryota; Fungi; Ascomycota; Eurotiomycetes; Eurotiales; Aspergillaceae.
AUGUCCAGCUCACCAAACAUAUUCGUCCCCAACCCUCCGGGGCCAGAGAACAAGCCUCUCUUCCUCACAGUCCGCUUCUCCGCAUCGAUACCGGAUCUCCGCCUUGAUAUCGACUUCCCCGAAACCACCACAGCCGCAGGACUCAAGCAAGCAAUCCGCGCCCGUCUCCCGUCAAGUCUAUCCUCUCACCGCCUUCGUCUGAUCUACGCCGGUCGUGGUCUCGAAGACACAACCCCGCUCGCCGUAUCUCUGAAAUUACCACCUCCACCACAUAGAUUCUCAAAGUCCCUAUCAGCCCCAGAUAUCGAUGCUGCGGAGGGUACAGCCGCUAAACCGGACAAGGGCAAAGCGCCCGUCCGCGAACCACCACGGCUCUACGUUCACUGCUCAAUUGGUGAUAUCGUCUUGAGCGCCGCAGACCUCGAAGCUGAAGCUGCAGCUGUUUCAACGCUUCAAAAGGACGAUCAUGACGCUCACGAGUCCAGCGGCGAUAGAACCAACAAGGAAAACUCCCAACAACAGACUCGCCAUGGCCAAGCCUCUUUUUCAACGAUACCCGCGCCCCGUGGAUUCGACCGACUACUCUCAACUGGGUUCACGGCGGCCGAAGUCACAGCCCUUCGGUCUCAGUUCAUGGCUACUCUGUCUGUCUCCCGUACUCUGGAUACGAUGCCCAGCGGAGCAGAGCUUCGCGAGCUCGAAGACAGAUGGUUGGACGAAGGGUCGUCCGCAAUGGCGGUAGGCGGAGCUGGUGCGGGCGGGGAAGGUGUUUCCUUUACUGAUGAUGAUGGUGGCUUUGGGUCGAACUCGAGAGGGGCUAUUGACGACAUGCUUUGGGGAGCGGUGAUGGGGUUCUUUUGGCCUGUUGGCUGUGCGAUGUGGUUGCGCAGGGAGGAGGGCGUUUGGAGCUGGCGGAAUGGGUUGGCGGUGUUUGUAGGUGUUGUGGUGAACAUUGCAUUCGGAGCGAUGCGCAUUAUGGGCUGA